GGGCUGGGCGGCGCGGCCGGAGGAGAGCGGAGCGCUGGGACCCGGGCCGGAGCCGGAGUUGGAGUUGGAGACGCCGUCGCGGCUGGAGCGGGGUGUGCGGCGGACGGAGAGGCGAGCGGCGACCGAGGUUUGUCUGCAGAUUGUGAACCCCAGAAGCUGAAGCACCCCCUGCUGCCCCUCUCCCUUUGAAGAAAUGUCUGUCGCUUACGACGAUUCCGUCGGAGUGGAAGUGUCCAGCGAUAGCUUCUGGGAGGUGGGGAACUACAAGCGGACCGUGAAGCGGAUCGAUGACGGCCACCGCCUGUGCAGCGACCUCAUGAACUGCCUGCACGAGCGGGCGCGCAUCGAGAAGGCGUACGCACAGCAGCUCACCGAGUGGGCCCGGCGCUGGAGGCAGCUCGUGGAGAAGGGGCCGCAGUACGGCACCGUGGAGAAGGCCUGGAUGGCGGUCAUGUCCGAGGCGGAGCGGGUGAGCGAGCUGCACCUGGAGGUGAGGGCCUCCCUGAUGAGCGAGGACCUGGAGAAGAUCAAGACCUGGCAGAAGGACGCCUUCCACAAGCAGAUGAUGGGCGGCUUCAAGGAGACCAAGGAGGCCGAGGACGGCUUCCGCAAGGCGCAGAAGCCCUGGGCCAAGAAGCUGAAAGAGGUGGAGGCAGCCAAGAAAGCCCACCACGCGGCGUGCAAAGAGGAGAAGCUGGCCAUCUCAAGGGAGGCCAACAGCAAGGCAGACCCGUCCCUCAACCCAGAGCAGCUCAAGAAACUGCAAGACAAAGUAGAGAAAUGCAAGCAAGAUGUGCUCAAGACCAAGGAGAAGUAUGAGAAGUCCCUGAAGGAGCUGGACCAGGGCACCCCCCAGUACAUGGAGAACAUGGAGCAGGUGUUUGAGCAGUGCCAGCAAUUCGAGGAGAAGCGCCUUCGCUUCUUCCGGGAGGUUCUGCUGGAGGUCCAGAAGCACCUGGACCUGUCCAACGUGGCUGGCUACAAAGCCAUUUACCGCGACCUGGAACAGAGCAUCAAGGCGGCCGACGCAGUGGAGGACCUGAGGUGGUUCCGGGCCAACCACGGGCCAGGCAUGGCCAUGAACUGGCCGCAGUUUGAGGAGUGGUCCGCAGACCUGAAUCGCACCCUCAGCCGGAGGGAGAAGAAGAAGGCGUCUGAUGGUGUCACCCUGACAGGCAUCAGCCAGACAGGUGACCAGGCUCUCCAGAGCAAGCCCAGCAGCAACCUUAGUGUCCCGAGCAACCCCGCCCAGUCACAGUCCAGCUACAACCCCUUCGAGGACGAGGACGACACGGGCAGCACCGUCAGUGAGAAGGAGGACAUUAAGCCCAAAAACGUGAGCAGCUAUGAGAAGACGCAGAGCUACCCCGCCGACUGGUCAGACGACGAGUCCAACAACCCGUUCUCCUCCACGGAUGCCAACGGGGACUCAAAUCCUUUCGACGAGGACACCACCUCCGGGACGGAAGUGCGGGUCCGGGCGCUGUAUGACUACGAGGGGCAGGAACACGACGAGCUGAGCUUCAAGGCCGGGGACGAGCUGACCAAGAUAGAGGACGAGGACGAGCAGGGCUGGUGCAAGGGGCGCUUGGACAGUGGACAGGUCGGCCUGUACCCGGCCAACUACGUCGAGGCCAUCCAGUGACGGGCCGUGGGCGGGCUGGCGGAGGCAUGGGAGCCACCGUCGCAGGAGCCCCGCCAGCCCCUGGCCCAGGCAGCGGCGGCUCUGGCGCCCCCAGCUGGCCUCUGGCGUCCUCGCGGGCGGACGAGCUGGGCACGUCAGCCGUCCGGUGCAGCAGGAGCUGCAAGCGCAGGAAGACGCGGCGCCACAGAGGAAGAGCAGCCCCUCCCAGCUUCUCAUGGGUCUGUGUAUUCCUGACCUGUCCCCGCCCGGCCGCCGCAGUCACCCCGAGUUCUCCCGUCACUGCAAACACACCUGGCGCCGUUCCCUGAGUGGAGACUUCGAGGUGUCUAAUUUACAGGCUGUGCACAGUUCUGCCUUCUCCGCGCCUGCUCUGCCGUCGGUUCAUACCUAAGUCAGGCCGCAGGCUGAGCCGUCACGCGGCACAGGGCGGCUGCCAGGGGCGCGCGCGGCCGAGGAGAGGAGAGCGCGCUGCGGGCAGGCCCUGGGGUGCAGCCUCAGGAAUAACCACGUAGAGCUCCCCAAAGUCACCGUAUUUAAAAAGUAUUUUCUCUAUUCUUGCUUAAAACUUUAUUCUUUUGCAAAUUAACGAUUUUCUCAGUGAUUUAAAAGGUUUAAAAGCAAGACUAACUUUCCAAGCCAACGCCUCGUAGGUUGAGACGCUUUACCAUGCGAGACCGUCAUGUCUCGUGUGCAUCUGUAUAUAUUAUUUGGUAUCAGAGAAUCUAAAGAGUUCACCUGCUGUUUUCAUGAGACGUAACGGCUUCGGACAGCGCGUUUCACUUGCAAACUGCUUGAAGUCCGCGGCCCUGGGACAGGCUGGGCCGUGGGCCCCCCAGAGCGGAAGUGGAGACUGCUGGGGGCGGCUUGUCCUCCCGGGGCUGGGGGGGGGGGGGGCUGCUGAGCGCCUCAGGCCCCGGUCCUGUAGCAGAACACUGUGAAGAGCCCAGCCCUGCAGCGGUGCCCCGCUGGGUCGCGGGGAGGGGGGAGAGCCUUUAUUUUGUUAGCACAGACUGUGGGGCCGUGGCCACUGCCUCACAAGCUAUACAUUUCCUCUGUGUUUCCGGUGAGCGCACGUCUCGCUUGGAAGGUGUCUGUGUGUGUGAGAACUCCCAGCAGAAGCCCUCGUUCCCGCGCUGCGGACUGGCCCAGAUUGUCCAGGCUUUUAUUCCUUUAGGUGUAUAGUAUUUUAGGACAAAAUCAAUAAACACUCCAUCUGCAUAUCAAGUCCCUGUACCGAGCAGCUGCCCUGCACUCCCACGGGCCGGCGGGCGUGUCUGUGCGGGUAGCAGCCCCGGAGCUCGGCGAGAGUCAGGGCAGCCCGGGCUGCCCCCGCCUCCAGGCCCCACACACAAGACCGGCACCUGUCGCCCUGGGAGCUCCCGAGUCCCUGCCCUGCGUCGGGCCUGUGUUCCACCUCCUGAGUCGUCUGCAAGUGACCCCAGCCCCCGUGGGGAGAGGCAUCGCCCCAUCUCUGCUCCUCGGAGAAGCCCCAGCUGUCCCAGGCACUGAGCAGAAUCCCUGAGGAGCCCCUGCCCCCCUGGGGGAGCUGAGGAGAAGGAGGCCCAGUUGACAGCGGGAGAAGCGAGGUGCGGGCUGGGCCCGGCGUUGCGGCGCGGUGGAUUGAACUGCGGCUUAUGACAUCGACAUCCCGUAUCAGUGCUGGUCCCCGGGCCCCCGCCACCCAUGUGGGAGACCUGGGUGGAGCUCCUGGCGUCUGGCUUCGGCCUGGCCCAGCCCUGCUGUCCGAGGCAUUUGGGGAAUGAACCAGUGGAUGGAAGAUCCUCUGUGUGUGCCUGCCUCCCUCUGAUGCCCUGCCUUUCAAAUAAAUAAAUCUUUUCAAAACAAA
Molecule: messenger RNA, 3491 nt
Organism: Lepus europaeus (European hare)
Lineage: Eukaryota; Metazoa; Chordata; Mammalia; Lagomorpha; Leporidae
Gene: PACSIN2
Product: protein kinase C and casein kinase substrate in neurons 2
Exons: 11
Coding region: 194-1645 (483 amino acids)
Biological process (GO): plasma membrane tubulation; caveola assembly; regulation of endocytosis
Cellular component (GO): cytoplasm; plasma membrane; endosome
Molecular function (GO): protein binding; phospholipid binding
Source: RefSeq, a predicted model, not a curated record